UGAAAAUGAUAUGCAAGAAUGGAUGACUUUAUUGGAAAAACGUUUAGGUGAUAGAAAUAUUGUUGAUAUCGUUUUGGACAGAUUGGAUUUGGCAAAUAUUGGUAUGCAUAAAAGACAAGGCAGUUAUAGUUCUUUGAGAUCUUUCUAUUCAAAGAAUUCUAGUUUUUGUUCUUCUGGUGGUUCGACCACUACAAAUUCAAAUCUAUCUUCAAGACGUCCUUCUUUGGAUUCUUUAAGUUUGGACACUCCUCCUUUGGACUCGAGAAAAAGUUCAAUGGAUUCAUUUCGCGGCAAUCAAAAUACCAUCUCUCACAAUACAAUAGUAAACAAUAAUAAUAGCGAUAGUUUUCCUUAUCAAUCCAUCUCUAGACCUGAAACUCCUUCAAAUCUAGUUGCUUUAUUUGGUAUAGGUCAACCUAUAUUACGUAAACCUGCAUCGCACGGUUGUCUUCAAGAUAAACAUAUCAUAAAUAGUAUAAAUAAUAGCAGUGCAAAUAACAGUAAUAUUGAUAAUACUAUAAAUGACGUUGUUUAUUUCCUUGGAAAUGAUGACAACAAUAAUGUAGAUUUAAAUGAUGACGAAGAUUCUCUUAUUACUCCACUAGCAAACGUAUUUCCUAGUUUAAUAACAUUUAGAGUAGUUGAAACAGUUGAAGCGGUUGGUGUAUUUGAAGAGGAAGAGGGUAUUGAUUUUGACGCAGAUGACGGUGGCGAAAAUGACAAUAACGAUGAUUUUGAUAAAAACAAUUUCAAGGGUUCAUACGACGUUGAUGAUUCAAGAACAACUAUUGCUGAAUCUGCUGAUUAUUCAGUGAAGGUCUCAUAUGUUGAAUUGUAUAUUGAAAGAUCUAUUGUUUAA
Entrophospora sp. SA101 is the source of this 859-nucleotide messenger RNA. Lineage: Eukaryota; Fungi; Glomeromycota; Glomeromycetes; Entrophosporales; Entrophosporaceae. The record is from the annotation of a GenBank genome assembly.